Molecule: messenger RNA, 791 nt
Organism: Vicia villosa (hairy vetch)
Lineage: Eukaryota; Viridiplantae; Streptophyta; Magnoliopsida; Fabales; Fabaceae
Exons: 2
Coding region: 261-647 (128 amino acids)
Source: RefSeq, a predicted model, not a curated record
UCUCUACCUAUAUUGCGUGCGUCUCUCUCGUCCUCUAUAAAAAUAGCCACCAGUUAUUCCCAAAGAAAACCCCGAAUUUCCCAUACAAAUUCCCCAUCAAUUUUCUCUCUCAUAACCUCCAACUCCAAUCCUUCAAUGGAACUUGUUUCCGUUCCCUCCUCCCUCCACCGCCGAACCAUCUUGUAGUAUAGUUUCGAAUUCCCUCCCCUCUUUCCGUUUCCUUCUCAUCCAAACCAAUAUACACCAAAGAGGAAAGCCGGAUGAGGUAUUUAUUGGAGUUCGUUUCUUGUUGCGCUACGCCGAUGAUACGCGAGCGGGAAACUUCGGUGCCUGUGGAGGAUGACGGUAGGUUGCUGGUUCCGGCGCCGGUAGUUUCUGCUACAGCUUCCACUUCUUCUAACCGUCGGUAUCGUAAGAAGCAUAAAAAGAGUGGCUCGCAGGAUUGGAAGCCUUCGUUGGGACCGAUCUCGGAAGAUCUCGUUGUUCAGCCGAAAGGUACGGUGGCUUGUGCGGGUUGUGCGGGAAAGGAGGUUAAGAAGAAGACGAUUCCCCGUGGUGCUGGUAAGGUGCAUCACCGGAGCUACAGCGACAGUUAUCACGGGCCUAUGAUUAUGCCAGCAUUCUCUGCAUCGCCAUUCAUGUUUUGAAAUUUUAAAUGUGAUGUGUAAUGUAUAUAUAUUAAAUGCUAGUAGAGUGUGCUACAGGUAAAAAAAAUUGCUAAGGGGCACCCACCUUGACCUUGUAAUUAAAUUAAAGUAAUCAUCUAUCACUUUUUCUUCUAAAUCAACAAA